ACUGUCGCGACGCAUUCUGUCCCGACCGCCGCAUGCAGCAGUUGCGCCCGCGCACGCUCACUCCAACGCGGACUCUAUAACGUUUUAAAUAUGUUUUCGAUUAUAGUGCUGAGGUGAAAAAUUAUUUCUUGUUUAAUAGUGAACCAAAGUGAAAUAAAGUGCUAGUGAAGGAUUUGCUGAUCGUGUUUAACCCUUUAACAACUUAAGAUGGGUUGCAAAUUAACAUUCGUCGACGACGUGCUAAAUCGUUCGUUUUACAAACUGGGUUUAAUAGUGGGGAAGCAGCCGGGGUACUUCAUCAUCAUCCCAGUUUUGCUGACCCUACUCAUGGUUACCGGUUACCAACGGGUGCACUAUGAGAUGGACCCUGAGUAUCUCUUCUCGCCAGUCAGUGGCCAGGGGAAGCUGGAGAGGAGAAUAGUCGAAGAGCACUUCAAAGUCAACUACUCCCAUAGGUUUAACGUCGGGAGGAUUACUCGAGCGGGUAGAUUUGGCAGAGUAAUCAUAGUAGCAAAGGACAAUAUCACAAACAUGCUGCGGACAGAAGUGUGGAAGGAGCUACGUGAGCUGGACGAACUGGUGCAGAACAUAACAGUAACGCUGCCAACUGGAGAAACAUUUACAUACAGAGAGGAAUGCGCCAAAUGGGAGGGGCAGUGCUUUGUCAACGAUAUUCUCAAUCUGGAUAAAAUUAUCGGCGAGGUGGAGCGUGGAGAAUUGAACCUAACUUUUCCUAUAAUGUUCAACCCUGUGACGUGGGAGGCACACGCGUUCCCCGUGUACUUCGGCGGGGCCACUGUUGUUGAUGACACGAUCGUAUCCGUACCCGCUGUACAACUCGUAUGGUUCGUCAGGACUGAUAACAAAUUACAACAGGAACGAGGCGCAGCGUGGGAGGAUGCAUUUCUCGACGAAGUGGGCAUUGCCGAGGACACAGGCCGAUUUAAACACAUUUCCGUCGCCCGCUUCGCAUCUCGAACUCUCGACCACGAACUGGAGAAGAACACACGAACUGUCAUACCUUUCUUCAGCUCUACCUUCAUUUUAAUGGGCAUUUUCUCCAUCAUUACCUGCAUGAUGGGAGACUGGGUACGCUCGAAGCCAUGGCUCGGUCUUCUUGGAAAUAUUUCCGCGGUCAUGGCUACGGUAGCGGCAUUUGGAUGCGCGAUAUAUUUAGGAAUUUCAUUCAUUGGAAUAAAUUUAGCUGCGCCAUUCCUAAUGAUCGGUAUCGGCAUAGACGACACAUUUGUGAUGCUUGCCGCAUGGCGUCGCACGUCCCCGCGGCUGUCGGUGCCCCAGCGCAUGGCCACCAUGCUGUCUGAGGCAGCUGUCUCUAUCACCAUCACCUCCGUCACAGACAUGCUUUCCUUCUUCAUCGGCAUCUUCUCGCCUUUCCCGUCCGUGCAGAUAUUCUGCAUGUACUCAGGUCUGGCUGUAUGCUUCACGUUCGUGUGGCAUUUAACAUUCUUCGCGGGCUGCGUGGCGGUGUCGGGCUACCGCGAGAAGCAGAACCGACACACCAUCACCUGGCUCAAAGUAUUGCCGGAGUCGAGAGCACGAAAAGAAGAGAAGUCAUGGCUUUAUCGGAUAUUCUGCAGCGGUGGUAUAGACGUUGCCGAUCCGGACAACCCGAUAGAUAACAAAGAGCAUUGCAUCAUGGCUUUCUUCAAAACCACAAUGGCGAAUAUACUCAACAACAGUUUAGUAAAGGCGCUUGUGAUCGUCGUAUUCUUGUUGUAUCUUGCUGGAGCCGGUUAUGGAGUAACGAACCUUAAAGAAGGUUUAGAAAGAAGGAAGCUGUCUAAAGUCGAUUCGUACUCUGUAGAGUUCUUUGAUAGAGAAGAUCUUUAUUACAGAGAAUUCCCGUAUAGAAUACAGGUUGUGAUCACUGGGAAUUACAAUUUUUCCGAUCCACAAGUCCAAGACGAAGUUGAAAUGCUGACCCAAAAGUUGGAGAAUACAUCGUACAUAUCGAACUCUCUGUACACAGAGUCCUGGCUGCGAACUUUCGUCAAUUACGUAUCGAGGAAUAACGACUAUCUGAACGUCACUAUCGAUAAUGAAGUUGAUUUUAUAAAAAAUCUGAAAGAGUUAUGGCUGUUCCCCGCAAAUCCGUUUUCUUUAGAUGUUAAAUUUAACGAAGCAGGGGAUCAAAUUGUCGCGUCUAGAUUUUUAAUUCAAGCGAUCAAUAUCAGUGGUACGAAUCAUGAGAAAGAAAUGGUGAAAGCUCUCAGGGAGGUCGUGGCGGAGUCUCCUCUCAACGCUUCUGUCUUCCAUCCAUACUUCGUCUUCUUUGACCAGUUUGAACUCGUCAGACCAACGUCACUUCAAAAUCUAUGCUACGGAGCACUCAUGAUGAUGAUUACGUCGUUUAUAUUUAUCCCGAAUAUCUUAUGCUCUCUAUGGGUAGCUUUCAGUAUAAUAUCUAUAGAGAUUGGAGUCGUAGGAUACAUGGCACUAUGGGAUAUCAACCUAGAUUCUAUAUCCAUGAUCAAUUUAAUAAUGUGCAUUGGAUUUUCCGUUGACUUCACAGCCCAUAUCUGUUACGCUUAUAUGGCUUCUAAAGCAAAAACCCCUGAUGAGAGAGUAAGCGAAUGUUUGUAUUCUUUAGGACUACCAAUAGUUCAGGGCUCAUUCAGUACUAUUCUAGGAGUAGUGGCGUUGUUACUGGCAGACAGUUACAUAUUUUCGGUCUUCUUCAAAAUGGUAUUCAUGGUUAUAUUCUUUGGAGCGAUGCACGGAUUAUUCCUGUUACCAGUUUUACUAUCCCUCUUCGGCCCGGGAUCUUGCACGAGAAGAACUAAUGACGUUAAAGUGUCGAAAGUAGAGAAACCUUUUCCUCAUCCGUAUAUUUUACCUCACCCACAACUGGUAUUAAACGAUCAGAUCUUUAAUGGAAAAAAUAUCAGUCCCAACGGUGUGUACAAGAUAUACGGCGACGAUAAGGAUUUGGGUAUCGGCACUUCAGGCGAGGACACGAGCGAAAGCAGCUCCAACCAAUCCCAGAGACGACAGAUCGGCAACGAUGGAAAUUCUAGAAAGAAAUAUGAAGAUGGAUGGAAACGAUCGAAUUACCAGAGCACCAGUCAAUUUCAGCCUUCAGGUGAACUAGAUCUUUAUGGACAUGAUACAGACAGGACAUGGCAAAGACAGCGCCAUGAUGAUGGUCGUCGGACUGGAGAGAAUUACCGCAGAAGCCGUGAGUUGCAUAGAGAUGAUGAUUGGGUCGCACAACGCAAAACAAGCGACGCGGGUCCUCACCGCGAGGGGCCAUACAGGGUGAUGCGAGCGCACUCACAUCACAACAUCCACAGGACCCGCGCUCCCCGACGUUCCAACUCCCACCACAACCUAGAACACUUAGAUUACGUAGCGGAAAUGCGUUUUCCUUGACAGUAACCAAACAACCUCUCUAUUGUAUACAAAUUAAGAUAAAGUUUAAUUCAAGUGCUCAAUGUUUGGACCAAAGUUUUACUUUUCCUGUGUGGGAAUUGAAAAUGUUUUGCGCUUAAUUGUAAAAAAAGUUGUAUUAAUAUUAUUGUAAUGUGUAUUUUCCAUCGUAAUAUUAAGUGUAUAUGUAAUAUGCGAGACAUAACUAUGAAGGAUUGCGAAAGACCAAGAGCAUGAAAACUCUGCAUUUUAUUUUGAAAAACACAAAAGACCACAAAAAUCGUUUGAAUACAGCAUAUAAUGUGUCGCACAUCCCUAAUGUUUUCAAUUAUUUUGCGAUUAGAAAAUCCCAGUUUCGCGUACAAUAUGUAGAUAGGAAUUGAUAUUUAUAACACUAUGUUAAUGAAACACUUUAUCGGAGCAAGAGAUUGAGCAUGGUUAUAAAUAAUUUAUUUCGAGUAUCAUUACGAGUUCCUAAAGUCUAUAUAGAUAUAUAGUCUACAAAUAAAUCUAUUUUAAUUCAAUUGUGCUAUGAAGCUCUUAAUCUGACAAAGUGUUGUUCUUAGCUAUGAUAAGUUUUAUUGUAAUGUGGCUGUGAUUUUGCACUACCGAAACAUUUUUUUUAAACAGCAUGGGCAUGUUUUAGGAGUGCAAAAUCAUGGUUAUAAUAGAUCUGGGAAGGGUGUCUUAGCGUAUAGAACCUUGUACAUACGUGUAUGUAUCUCCAUCUAUAUACAAAGCUUUAACGUUACCUUUUUAAAACCGUGUACAUAUUAUUUUGUUAUAUUUCUGCUGCCAUGUAGUGUCCUACAUACAUUCUGUAUAUUAUUAUAGGUCAUAUCUCGAAUUUUGUACCAAUUAAAAAACCGGAAAUGUCUGACGACCGUACUUGUAGUCAAUUUUUACCUUUAUAAAUACCCGUACACAAUAACAUGGGACCUGAAGACAUAAGUCAUUGUAAAAGACGUAUUUUUAUACGCUAAAUGGCGGUGUAAUGUAUCAAAGUCCCAUGUGUUGCUUUUCUGUAUAAAUGAAAAUCAUAACUUGUGGCUGCUGCGGCCAUUGCUAAGGACUGAAUAAUGUAAAUAUAUUUUGAGGUUAUUUUAUAUGAAAUAAAAUUAGUUUUUUU
Papilio polytes (common Mormon) is the source of this 4519-nucleotide messenger RNA. RefSeq names its product patched domain-containing protein 3 (gene Ptr). NCBI's taxonomy places the organism in Eukaryota, Metazoa, Arthropoda, Insecta, Lepidoptera, Papilionidae. Gene Ontology annotation, cellular component: plasma membrane; cytoplasmic vesicle membrane. The record is from RefSeq and is a predicted model, not a curated record. The transcript has 11 exons. Bases 208 to 3393 code for a protein of 1061 amino acids.